Messenger RNA from Protopolystoma xenopodis, 222 nucleotides. NCBI's taxonomy places the organism in Eukaryota, Metazoa, Platyhelminthes, Monogenea, Polystomatidea, Polystomatidae. The record is from the annotation of a GenBank genome assembly.
AUGCAAUCGAUACAGUUGUCUCGGAGACUUGUUUUAUUGACCGAUGAAUACUUCAUAGAGGCUGAGUCGGAGCAUGGCUUCGAGUGGAUCAUGAGAGAGUACUUUUACGGAGUUUAUUGCUUUGUCCUGAGCUCUUUUGGAGAAAUGAUACAGGCUUUGCGUGCUUGCUUGCCGGGUCCAGAUGAAGAGGGUUCACCUCAACGCACAGCACUCGAGAUCUGA